Lachancea meyersii CBS 8951 is the source of this 1353-nucleotide messenger RNA. Lineage: Eukaryota; Fungi; Ascomycota; Saccharomycetes; Saccharomycetales; Saccharomycetaceae. The record is from the annotation of a GenBank genome assembly.
AUGAGCUGUUCGCAUUUGAAUCAGGCGUUUAGAAAUGAAAAGACCCGGGAUGGAAUUUUAAAAACCUACAACAUGAUCCGAUACAUCAUCGAGCACAGUACAUUCCAAAAUCGUCAUUUACAAUCGAUGAGAUGCUCUGAAUGUCAUGAAAUUAAUCAUGGAUCAACGUUCAUGUGUUUACAGUGUGGUUUUUGUGGUUGCUGGAAUUCUGAGCAUUUUGUCAUGCAUAGCAAGAAAGCUGGACACAUCUUUGGCGUGAAUUCCAGCAACGGACUUUUGUUCUGUUUCAAAUGCAUGGAUUUUGUGAGUGGGAACGAAAUGCUAACUAACUCCAUGCUUAUAAAAUACUGGGACGACGUCUCGGUCAAGAGUUCGUUGCCCACGUCACGCGGUAGAGAUGGUUUGUGUGGCCUGGUCAACAUGGGAUCAACCUGUUUCAUGAGCAGCAUUAUACAGACGCUGGUUCACAACCCUUACGUGCUAAAGUACAGCUUGGACCAGCAUCACUUUGCACAUUGUGAUAUCGAUGACAGUUCAUCCUGCUUUUCUUGUGCCUUGGAUAGCGUUGUUGCUGAUUUUUACGGCCCUUCCAGCCAUAAUUUUCCGUCGCAACAAAAAGGCUUCGUCGAUCUGCUUCUAUGCGCUUGGAAGGUCAACAAGAACUUGGCGGGUUACUCUCAACAGGAUGCUCAUGAGUUCUUACAGUUCUUUCUAAACCAACUGCACUCGGAUUAUGUCAGACUUACCAAAAGCCCCACGACAAAAGCAGAAGCCUGCAAAUGCAUUGCCCAUUCAGCAUUCCAAGGCACCUUAAGAAGUACAAUCAUUUGUACUGACUGCCACGACGGGAGCAACAUCAAGUUUGACCCCAUGAUGGAUUUGUCUUUGGAUAUCAACAACAAGACUACUUUGAUAGAAUGUUUGCAAAGCUUUCAUGAGGGCGAAGAACUAACAGACUUUAAUCAUAACUGCCGCAACUGUGGAUCCACCCGAAAUCCUUUCAAGCAAAUGACGAUUGCUAAGCUACCACCAGUGCUAGUCUUACAGUUGAAGCGGUUCGAGCAUCGCAUGACAGGUACCAGCGUGAAGCUCAAUGACUUCGUGGAGUUUCCGGCAUAUCUCAACAUGGCACCCUUCUGUCAUAAUGAUGGGUCUAAACCUAUUCCAGACUUUGUUUACGAACUAGUGGCCGUGAUCUCUCAUGAAGGCUCUGUAAAUCAAGGUCACUACACAAGUAUGUGCAAAAUCCCUGGAGGGCAAUGGUUCCGUUUCAAUGACUCAAUGGUGAUAAGUAUCUCAGAGGAGGAUGUGCUGCGCCAACAAGCAUACUUAAUUUUUUACGUCAUUCGCUAG